AUGUUCUUGAGAAGUCUGGCAUACGCACUGCUGCUAAGGGCUGCGCAUGCGAUCCCCUACAGCGAGUACAUCUUGGCACCUGCCUCGAGAACUGUCUAUCCGGUGUCUGUUUUCCAAGUUGCUGGCACCGUCGACAACGCUGAAGGCCUCAUUGGCGGGGCCAACACGACUGUCACCUUCUCGGGCAGCCAAGGCGGACAGAACUCGUCUGUGACACUAGACUUUGGGAAGAACAUCGCUGGCCAAGUCUCGCUGACUGCGCCAGACUCCGCCGACCCGAAUGCUGCUAUUUGGUUGACCUUUUCUGAGUCCAGUCUCUGGGUCAGCAGCUACGGCAGCGACGCAGUUUCGGAUAGUGGGCUUGAUGCGCCCAUCCCGCUCUCCGUGGGCGGAGGCCAGGGGACUUAUACGGUUGGCAGAGAAUACGCCCGAGGCGGUUUCCGCUACCUCACCCUGAUCAACAAUGGGACGGCUGAUAUCGAGCUAUCAGGGCUCUCUGUGCUCUACACAGCGUCACCUACGCAGGAUCUGCAGGGUUACACCGGCUACUUCCAUAGUAACGAUGAGCUCCUCAACCGGAUCUGGUACGCAGGAGCAUAUACAAAUCAGCUAUGCGAUAUCGACCCUCAUUAUGGCAACGCUCUGGUCAACGUUUUUCAGUCAAACCCGCUGCCUCUACAGCCGUGGUACUACAAUUAUACAAUCACGAAUGGAUCCAGUUGUCUCGUUGACGGUGCGAAGCGAGACACUCUCGUUUGGCCUGGCGACAUCUUCAUUUCCGGACCGUCUGUUGCCUACAGCACAUAUGCCAUGGAUGCUAUCAAAAACUCCGUUGAGUCCCUCUUUCUCCUCCAGACACCCGAGGGCAUCCUACCUUAUGUCGGGGUGCCUUUCGUCGACAUAAUCAAUCAGACCAGUUUCACCUAUCACCUGCACAACCUCAUCGGCGUUUAUAAUUACUACUGGUUUACUGGAGAUCAAGCCUGGUUACAGAGCUACUGGGACCAAUUCAAGCGCGGUUUGGCAUGGUCGCUCAGCAAUGUCGACUCGAGCGGUCUGAUGAACGUAACUGCCGGUGCGGACUGGCUCAGAGCCGGCAUGGGAGGCCACAACAUCGAGGCCAACGCGAUUCUGUACUAUACCAUCAAUCUUGGGAUUGAACUCGCAGGUGUGCUGGGGGACGACGCUACCGUGUCAUCAUAUCAGACUGCUGCGGCCGGAAUAAAGGAGGCUGCCAAUAACCUUCUCUGGAAUGAGGGACUCGGGCUCUUUACAGAUAACGAAAAUACGAGUCUGACCCCUCAGGAUGGCAAUAGCUUUGCUGUGCUCGGGAACCUCACAGAGAGCGACGCGCAAAAGGCUUCUAUUAUCAGCAACCUCCAGGGUCGCUGGGGCACCUACGGCGCACCCGCACCAGAGGUAAACUCCACGCCGGCGACCAUCUCGCCAUUCGCCACGGGGUUCGAGCUCGAGGCGCACUUCGUAGGAGGCAAUGCGGGAGGGGCGCUGGACCUCAUGCGGCUGCAGUGGGGCUUCAUGCUCGACGACCCGAGGAUGACCAACUCAUCGUUUAUAGAGGGCUACGCUGCAGACGGCAGCCUCGUGUAUGCUCCUUACCGCAACGACCCCAGGAUCAGCCACGCUCACGGCUGGAGCUCGGCGCCAACGAGCCUGCUGAGCCGCUACGUAGCGGGGAUCCACCUGACGGCUGCCUUGGGCCAGACAUGGAGGAUCGAGCCCUUGGCAGGUGGUCUUACCGCCGUGAGCUCAGGCAUGAGCACGACGCUGGGGAGCUUUGCUGUCGACUUGGGGGCGGACAGCAGUGGGGCCAUCACAAGCUUCAGCUUCGAGGCUCCCGCUGGGACGACGGGGGAUGUCAUCCUGCCGCAGGGCACGGAGGGAUCUCUGACAAGCGACAACGGAGAGUCGGUCGCCUUGUCUGGUGGAAUCGCCACAGGGGUAGGCGGUGGCAGGUGGACUUAUUCCACGUAA
This is a messenger RNA of Diaporthe amygdali, 1992 nucleotides long. RefSeq lists its product as uncharacterized. The coding region runs from base 1 to 1992 and encodes 663 amino acids. Lineage: Eukaryota; Fungi; Ascomycota; Sordariomycetes; Diaporthales; Diaporthaceae. Gene Ontology annotation, biological process: carbohydrate metabolic process. The transcript is spliced from 3 exons. The record is from RefSeq and is a predicted model, not a curated record.